Messenger RNA from Aspergillus puulaauensis, 1779 nucleotides. RefSeq names its product GMC family oxidoreductase. The coding region runs from base 1 to 1779 and encodes 592 amino acids. The record is from RefSeq and is a predicted model, not a curated record. Lineage: Eukaryota; Fungi; Ascomycota; Eurotiomycetes; Eurotiales; Aspergillaceae. Gene Ontology annotation, molecular function: oxidoreductase activity, acting on CH-OH group of donors; flavin adenine dinucleotide binding. The transcript has a single exon.
AUGAAACUGGCAAACCUUCUUCUCACUCUGAGUCACUCGUUUACCUUCGCCUCUUCGGCAAAGUCCCGGUACCCAGACAGCAACUAUGUCAUCGUCGGAGCAGGACCAGCCGGAUAUGUCCUAGCCAAUCGCCUGUCCCAAGAUCCAAAUAUCACGGUCACACUUUUGGAGGCUGGGUCGGAUGGUAACGACGAUGCCGACAUCUACACCCCUGGAUUUGCCGGUAGACUUCAAAGAAGUUGGUAUUCGUGGAACUACACCUCGCAGCCCGACCCGCGGCGUGGUGGCAUUGCGCCACGCUUCCCACAAGGCCGUGGUUUAGGUGGUGGCACAUCUAUCAACUUUAUGGCGUAUUCCCGUGGAGCAGCCAGUGUGUACGAUCAAUGGGCGAAAGAGUCCGGUAACGACAGGUUGAGUUUCGGAAGUCUCCUCCAGAUGUUCCAACUCUCUACAAACCUAACUAUGCCGCCCCUGACUGAUUACCCUACCGCCGCAAACCCUGCCGUAUACGGAAACGGGCCACUACAAGUCAGCUACGAAAUUAACGCCACCGGGACUGAACCAUACUGGGGUGAUGCUAUGGCCGCAAGUAUGGCACUGCCCGCACCUCUUAUCGAUCCCACCGAUGGGCGUUCCAUUGGUCGAGUGAAUGGUGGCCCGCAUACCAUCGAUCUCCGGACGGGGCGUCGAUCGUCUGCCCAAGAUUCGUACGGUUCGGCCUUAUUGUCUCGGAAGAACGUGAAGAUUAUAACUGGUGCUGAAGCUACCAAGAUCCAUGUUUGGUAUGAGAAGGCGGCGUUGGUUGAGUACAUAUCAUUGAGGGAUGAUUCCAAUCAUACCAUCUGGGCCAGGAGAGAGGUUAUCGUCAGCGCAGGCGCAAUCGGAUCCCCCAAGCUGCUUAUGCUCUCGGGUAUUGGUCCCAGGAAGCAUCUGGAGGACUUGAGGAUCCCCGUUGUAAAGGACAUCCCAGACCUGGGCGACAAUUUGCACGACCAUCACAAUGCAGUCGUCAUGGUACAGAUCCCAGAGAACAUUACUACUUCGUUCACGCUUCAGAAAAACGAAACUCUACUCGCCGCCGCCGCCGAAGAGUUCCAGGCAAAUGGAACAGGUCCGUUGUCACAUACCUUAAGCUCCAGUUACGUGACAGAACGGCCACCAGAUGCCUUCCUUGACAGUGUCAACGCACCUUUUCACAAAGCUCUUCCCAAGGACCGGCCCAUACUUUCCUAUCAUUAUACAACAUCAGCAAUGGCCCCCAACCCCCACAACUCAAAUGUGAUCUCCGGAUAUGUUAGUCUUCUGCAACCAGAAGCGCACGGAUCCGUUCGACUGGCCAGCGGCGACUAUCGCGAUGCACCGCUUAUCUUCUCCAACUACUGGGGUUCUGAUGCGGAUAUGGCGUUGCAGUUAUAUGGGUAUAAGAAACUACGCGGUGCAAUGGCAUCCAACAUCAUAGCUCCAAUAGUAAAGGGCGAACUGUUCCCGGGCCCUCAGGUCCAGACUGACGAGGACCUGACCCGUGCGAUGUUAUCAAGUGCAUGGUCAUUCCACCAUCCCAGCGGAACAUGUGCUCUGGGAAAAGUUGUCGACUCCAAGUUCCGCAUUCCUGGUAUAAGGGGCUUGCGCAUAGUGGACUCCAGUGUGCUACCAUCCCAGCCGACCUGCCAUAUGUCGGCGCCAGUCUAUGCAGUAGCUGAGCUGGCAGCACAGAUGAUCCAGGAAGACUGGAAAGGCCGUGCAAGUAAUGAAACCGUAUUGGCUGGUGGUACGUUGUGA